AUGUAAAUAGUAUGUGCUUAACUACGCCUACAUUGAUGGAUAUUAUCUACUACUCCAUCUACACAGAGAGAGAGAGAGAGAGAUGGAGGUUGUUGUUAGCCGUGGCCUACAACAAAUACAACAGGGUUACCCGUCCAAGUGCAUGGAAUUAAGGUGGGUUAGCAGAAGGAAAAGCGGAAUUGACAAGGAAAAGAGGGUGCUGCUAAAGAAACCCUCAACACCGCCGGCAUUUUUCCCAAUAUUCAUAUCCACAAACGCAUCGCACAUAAAUCUUGAGGAGCUCAGAGACCUCUAUAGCGCCUCCAAUCACUCCUGCCACCGAUUCCCUAACUAUGUGGGCCCUGAGGGCAUAGUGGAACCGGUGAACCUUCACAAGCUCCGCAUAGCUCUCUCCCACAGCUCUGUCGUUGUCUCCGUCUUCUGCAAACCAACCGAUGUUUUAUUUUGUACCAAAUCUUCUUCCUCAGAAGCUUCAGAAAACCCGAUUAAGAUGCUGCGUUUCGGACAACUGUUCCAGAAAGUGAUGCCGGUCACGCCAUUCAACGGCCAGUUGGUGGGCUUUGGCCGCGCCGUUUCUGAUGUUGGGUUGACUGCUUCCAUCUACGAUAUCAUGGUUAUCCCUUCGUUGCAGGGAAUGGGAAUUGGCAGGAUGAUUGUUAAAAGAAUCGUCAGAAUGCUUGCAAGUAGAGACAUAUAUGACAUAGCAGCGCUUUGCUCGAAGAAUGAGAGGGGUCUCCGGCGUUCUUCCUCCCUCUGGAAGCUCCAGUGGUUCGCUGUUGGGUGGGUUGAUCCUAAUAAUAAAUAUUGCACCAAGAUCGAUGAAUCAGGGAAUGCAAAUCCUGUCUGGAAAACCAAGUUUGCUGCCUUGGUUGAUGACUCACAGACCAACUUCCAAGAUCUGGCACUGCACGUUGAAGUUUACAGUAGAGAGCCCAUAUUCCUCAGAGAGAGGCUUCAGGGCACAGCAAGUGUCGUCUUGAAAGAAUUCUUGGCCAAGCAGGUCAAGAAUAAUGAGGAUUCAAGGCCAGUAACCGAAGAAGUUGGGAGCUAUCAAUUGCGGAAAAGGAACUCCAGCAAACCUAAAGGAUUUGUCGACAUUUCAAUUCGUAUAUCUGAGGAAAGGAGCGGCGAGCCAAGUUCAUACAUAGGUAACGAGGAAGGAUUUGUGCUCACCAGCCACAGCAACAAUAUCACCCUGGCUACUCAAGAUGGGCCAGCUCUAGCCACACAGCAACGACCUCCAAUUCUACGUCAUCGGCCAGAAAAUCAAUUACCGUCAAAGUCUCCAUACACCAAUCCAAUGCCAUACCCUUCAAACUAUUCCAAUCCAUCCGUAGGUGGACCAAGCUACCCACCACCACCAGCAGGUGCACCAAGCUAUCCUCCGCCUCGAACUCCUCCACCCCCACCCCCACCUUAUAAUGUGGGUUACAUGCCUACUUUUCUCCCAAGAACAGAUCGUUUGUCAGAUACUUACAUAAAUAUGCCAGCAUCUGGAGCAGCACCUGGUCGUGGCGGGGGACCUGGUUUUGGAAUAGGAGUAGGUGCUGGAGCACUGGCAGCUGGUGCUGUGAUCUUUGGUGAUGACUUUAUGUCAGGAUUUGAUGUUCCUCCAGGCUUACAAGAUGCUAGUCUUACCAUAUCAACUGAUCCUCCUUUCUGAGAAGCAGUAACUUGAUUCUGUAAUUAUGUUUUAAGUGCAGUGAGGUGGAACUAUGUUAGAUUCUUUGUAUUGUUUUUAUUGGUGAAAGUUUUCAUCCAAUACCAGAAUAUUUCAAGAGGUUUUGGUCCA
Molecule: messenger RNA, 1792 nt
Organism: Alnus glutinosa
Lineage: Eukaryota; Viridiplantae; Streptophyta; Magnoliopsida; Fagales; Betulaceae
Exons: 5
Coding region: 83-1663 (526 amino acids)
Biological process (GO): defense response
Molecular function (GO): acyltransferase activity, transferring groups other than amino-acyl groups
Source: RefSeq, a predicted model, not a curated record